CGCGGCGCCGGCGGUGGAAGUCGUCUGACUGUGGCGCACUUGCGGGAAUCUGACGCUACUCGCUUGCCGCGGAGUUCCUUGCCUGGGAGUUCCGCGUGCGUUUCGUCCUGCCCCAAAGUUCGCUCCAUCCUGGUGCCCCAACCUCUUGCCCAGCUUCUCAAGCUCCGGACCUCGACGUCUGCAGAACGAAAUGGUCACAGCCAUGAAUGCCUCGGACGAAAUAGAGCAGAUAUUGCAGCCUUACAACUUCGAGCUGUUCCGGGACAUGAGGCCCCUUUUGGAGGAGUACUGGGCAACCUCAUUCCUCAUAGCUCUGGUCUACCUGCUACUCAUCUUUGUGGGGCAGAACUACAUGAAGGCACGGAAGGGCUUCAACCUGCAGGGGCCUCUGAUCCUUUGGUCCUUCUGCCUUGCACUCUUCAGUAUCCUGGGGGCACUGAGGACAUGGGGCCAUAUGGCUACCCUGCUACUUAAGGGGGACCUAAAGCAAACUGUGUGCUUCUCCACCUUCGCCACCACUCCCAUAAUCAGAUUCUGGUCCUGCCUCUUUGUUCUCAGCAAGAUCAUUGAACUUGGAGACACAGCCUUCAUCAUCCUGCGUAAGCGGCCACUCAUCUUUGUGCACUGGUACCACCACAGCACAGUGCUAGUGUACACGAGCUUUGGAUACAAGAACAAGGUGUCUGCAGGCGGCUGGUUCAUGACCAUGAACUUCGGUGUGCAUGCCAUCAUGUACGUCUACUACACUCUGAGAGCUGCCAAAGUCAAGUCCCCCAAGUGGUUACCCAUGCUCAUCACCAGCCUGCAGAUCCUGCAGAUGUUUAUGGGAACCGUUGUUGGCAUCCUAACUUACAUCUGGAGACAGGAACAGGGAUGCCACACCACAAUGGAGCACUUCUUCUGGUCCCUUGUCUUGUAUACGACCUAUUUCAUCCUCUUUGCCCAUUUCUUCCACCAAACCUACAUAGUGCCCAAAGUCAAAGCCAAGACCAAGAGUCAGUGAAGGGUUGGAGAAAAAGGAACCCCAGGCUCUCUCCCUGCCAAGGCACCAAAGGGUUGAGCUUAGGUUUGGGAGAAUAAUUAGGAGGCCUUCCCUGCAUGGUUUUUCCCAUGGGAUCUGUGCCCCAAGGUGGCAGGAAGUUAUGUCAGACAAGAAGUGUCAGCCGUGGGUGGGUUGUAAUCUAGUACUUUGAUGUUUCUGUUUUUAAUGUGAAGGCCAAGCAAGCCCUGGCUGGGAUGGGGGUAGAACUGAGGAGGAUUUCCAGAGCUGAAUUUAUAUUUCUAUCCAGAAAUCUUCUUGCUCCAUUUU
Messenger RNA from Callorhinus ursinus (northern fur seal), 1309 nucleotides. It is a transcript of the gene ELOVL3, whose product is annotated as ELOVL fatty acid elongase 3. NCBI's taxonomy places the organism in Eukaryota, Metazoa, Chordata, Mammalia, Carnivora, Otariidae. Gene Ontology annotation, cellular component: endoplasmic reticulum membrane; endoplasmic reticulum. Gene Ontology annotation, biological process: very long-chain fatty acid biosynthetic process; fatty acid elongation, polyunsaturated fatty acid; sphingolipid biosynthetic process. The record is from RefSeq and is a predicted model, not a curated record. Gene Ontology annotation, molecular function: fatty acid elongase activity.